Molecule: messenger RNA, 1764 nt
Organism: Alnus glutinosa
Lineage: Eukaryota; Viridiplantae; Streptophyta; Magnoliopsida; Fagales; Betulaceae
Product: phospholipase A1-Ibeta2, chloroplastic
Exons: 1
Coding region: 70-1641 (523 amino acids)
Biological process (GO): lipid metabolic process
Molecular function (GO): glycerophospholipase activity
Source: RefSeq, a predicted model, not a curated record
AGUUUGGUUUCAACCUGCAGCGUCUUUUCAUCUCUCGUUGACUCUCUCUCUCCCUUCCUUUUCCCCACGAUGAUGGCUUCCAUGCUUCCGGCUAACAAAAUCUUCAUGUCACUGGCCCGGCAGAGCAGUUUCAAAUGCCAAAUGUCUCCGUUAAACCCUUUAUCACGAUCUUCUUCUUCUUUAAGACGGCCGGAAACAUCAACGGAGGCAACACGAUUACACCUAGCCAACCUCGAAAAACUCCUCCAAACGUCAGCCCCAGCUGACCGGAAACCGAUUCUCAAAGAUUCCAACAAUGGGUCAAUGGAAAUUAAGGGAAAAGGACCUCUAGAGGGGCUCAAUUUGGCCAGACUAAUGUGGCCGGAAAUGAAGGCCGCCGAGGAAAUGUCCCCUCGACAUCUUAACCGCCUCCAACGACUCCUGUCGAAGACAGGAGAGUACUCUCCGAGAAACAAUCUCGGCAGCAAAUGGCGCGAGUACCACGGUUGCAAUCACUGGAAAGGGCUUCUGGACCCGCUCGACGAGAAUCUCCGGCGAGAGGUGGUCCGGUACGGCGAGUUCAUACAAGCCGCCUACCAUUCCUUCCAUUCCAAUCCUGAGAUGUCGGCUCAGGAGCCGCCGCAGCCGCGUCACGUGGCGCUGUCUGACAGGUCCUACAGAGUCACCAAGAGCCUCUACGCCACUUCGUCCAUUGGAUUGCCGAAGUGGGUCGACGACGUGGCGCCGGAUCUUGGUUGGAUGACCCAGCGGUCCAGCUGGAUCGGUUAUGUUGCCGUCUGCGAAGACAAGAGGGAGAUCAACCGGAUGGGGCGGAGAGAUAUCAUCAUCGCCCUCCGUGGGACCUCCACGUGUCUCGAAUGGGCUGAGAAUUUCAGGGCCCAGCUCGUCGAUAUGAACCAAAACCACGGGCAAGCCAAGGUCGAAUGCGGGUUCCUGAGCCUCUACAAGACACGUGGUGCGCACGUGCCAAGCCUAGCCGAGUCGGUGAUCGACGAAGUGAAAAGGCUGACGGAGUUGUACAAAGGAGAGACACUAAGCAUAACGGUCACUGGCCACAGCCUGGGCGCAGCGUUGGCUUUGCUAGUAGCUGACGAUAUCAGCACAUGCACCGCCGACGUACCGCCGGUCGCAGUAUUCUCCUUCGGCGGACCUCGCGUCGGCAACAGAGGGUUCGCCGACCGUAUUAACACCAACAACGUUAAAGUUUUAAGAAUUGUCAACUCCCAAGACGUCAUCACCAGGGUCCCUGGCACGCUUAUGAGCGAGGAGAUGGACCAGAAACUAAGAAACACAAAGGUCGGAGGUGUCCUCGACAUGCUCGACAGAAACAUGCCGUUGGCGUACUCGCACGUCGGAGAAGAACUACGGGUUGACACGAAGAUGUCGCCGUAUUUGAAGCCAGAUGCUGACAUGGCGUGCUGCCAUGACUUGGAGGCUUACCUACACUUGGUGGACGGAUUUAUGGCGUCGAAUUGUCCAUUCAGAGCAAAUGCAAAGAGAAGUCUUGUGAGGCUGCUACAAGAUCAGAAAUCUAACGUGAAAAAAUUGUAUACUAGUAAGGCAAAAACGCUGAGUUUAAAUCUUGAAACACAGCGACUGCCCAUGUCCAUGUCUACUUGCUUGCCUAGUCCCUCAUCUUGAUGUAUAUAUACAUCAAAAUGGUACAUACUUCCAUCAACAAAACUUGAAAUGAGGUCUACAAUUAAUGUCCAUGUUUUUUGUUUCGCUUCGAUACGAUAUAAAUUAAAUGAUUAAAUUUAUUCA